Peronospora matthiolae is the source of this 597-nucleotide messenger RNA. Lineage: Eukaryota; Oomycota; Peronosporomycetes; Peronosporales; Peronosporaceae. The record is from the annotation of a GenBank genome assembly.
AUGCGAUGCGCGAGCAAGGCCGCCGAGAGCGCGUCCGCACGUCUCUGUGCGGACGCCGAAGCAGAAACCACAGCAACUGAUGUCUCAUCGGUUGCUGAAGCGACUCAGCCUGUGUCACUUGGUGAUGCAGGCGCUGGUCACGAAGACACUCAUGUCUUCACAGAGUAUGAGCUCGGUGUCUCAUACUCUCCUGAUACGGAAGACGGAUCCGUAUCGACGGCGAUCGAAUCCAAGCCGCCUGCCAAGCGUGGCAUGGAUGAUGCUAUGCGUCGUAGCAUCUUUGGUUCAUCUGAUGAAUCAGAUGAACAAUCGCCGAAGCGAAGGCGCUCGAGGCCGCGAGACUCGGGCGCUAACAGUGGUGUCGGUUCUCCUUUGGACACCACUUCGCAACGAGGUGCCAGUCCUUCUGUCGGCACGUCGCAGGAAGAUCGGGACCGCAAUGUCUUGCGUCUCGCUCCCGAGAAGAAGGCAUGGAUGCCUCCUAAAUCUGUCAUGGAUCACUUGUCGGCGACGACGAGUGAUCGUUAUCGAACACGGUUGUUCGAUUCGUCAAGGAUCCAUCACCUUGACCCCCAGCGCGAAAGACUAUCGCGCUGA